This is a messenger RNA of Galleria mellonella (greater wax moth), 6858 nucleotides long. Its product is annotated as limbic system-associated membrane protein-like. Gene Ontology annotation, biological process: synapse organization; homophilic cell-cell adhesion. Gene Ontology annotation, molecular function: axon guidance receptor activity. Lineage: Eukaryota; Metazoa; Arthropoda; Insecta; Lepidoptera; Pyralidae. Gene Ontology annotation, cellular component: plasma membrane; neuronal cell body; axon. The record is from RefSeq and is a predicted model, not a curated record. The transcript is spliced from 14 exons. Bases 403 to 1842 code for a protein of 479 amino acids.
CCCAACGCACAACGCAUGGACUGGUACCAGACCGGUACUUAGUAGAGUUCGCGUUGUGCUACAAACGAGACGUCCGUAUCAAGCCGCUCCGUGCCAGUGUGCGGUGCGUGUUUUUACGAAACUGAACUUUGAAAAUCGAAUGCGUUCCGUUUUACACCUACUACAUGUGUUUUUAGUAUUGUGUUUAUAAACGAACAAAGGGUUUUGUUUUAUUCCUCAAGUUUGAAUCUGUGUUAAGGUGAUAACAGUGAGAAAAAUCGAAAAGAAAAAGUAAUCGACUGAACCGUGCCUGCUAGUGGUGAUGUGCCUUCAGUGGUAGUGGUGAACGAUCGUGUGCUAGUUCUAACUUCGUGUGUCGGCGUGCUAACCAUCGCUUCGUGUCGCGUCUGAACACUAAACAUUAUGGAGCUGAGGAUUUACUUGCUGUAUUCGGCGGUGAUGGUGCUGGUGGUGGCGGCGCGCUCCUCAGUGAAUGGCUACGUGGAAGACAAACGGGAGUCGAAUGAAGAAUAUGGCGACUUCUUGGGCGAUGAACCCAACGAUGACGACACGUUAAAUGACGCCGAUGGUGAAGCCGACGAAGGGAACACAGAGAAUAUUGUUAUUGUUACAAAUCAGAAAAUUUACAACGUGUCUGUUGGGGACAGCUUGACGUUGGAUUGCGAGACGUCGCCGCCGGGUAUUGCAGUGCUGCAGUGGCUCCAUAACGACAAUAUAUACUACCUGGGUACGAUAAAAACCGUAUCUGACACUAGACUUAAUCUGAGUAAGAACGGUUCUAUGACGAUAUCCAAAGUAACCCCUUCUGACGAAGGAGAGUACAAGUGUGUGGUGACGCAGAAUAAACCUUUAACACUCAGGCACAGGGUGGUUGUCAUUUCAGAGCCAAUAAUUCGCGAACUGGAGGCUACAAACAACGGCGUGGUAGUCGAAGGUAGCCAGCUAGUACUGAGUUGCGAUGUUACCGCUACGCCGCCUCCUCAGAUCGUUUGGUCCAGACAGAGACAGGGUUUCAAUGAAAAUGAACGUUUACGCGAAAGUGACGGCAUCUUUAACCUGAACAGCGUGACGAUAGAACACGCAAAGCCGGAGCACAGCGGCAAGUAUUACUGCUACGCGUUCAACGGCGUCGGAAAUGCUCAAGCUGAAAAGGAAGUUACCGUGUUAUACAAGCCUCGCGUGCACGUGCACCGGUCCGCGAUCAACACGGCGCCGGGCGCGCGCGCCGAGCUGCAGUGCUCCGCGCACGGGGACCCCACGCCGUACCUUACUUGGUACAAAGAUGGAAGCUCCAUCGCCGAAGAUCCCAGAUACGUCAUCAUCAACAACGGAUCCCAGUCCACCCUCGUCGUCGUACCUAAGGCUGAUAAUGAUUUUGGCACAUACACUUGUAUUGCGACCAACUCUCAUGGUGUACACAACAAAUCCGUGGAACUGGUCCAGAGGCCGGUCAUCGAGGAAGUAGAGGCUGAUGGCCUGAAGCUGGUGUGGAAGAUCCACUCGCACCAACCAUUGGAAGACAUCCGCAUCCAAGCAUUCCCUUUGAAUGGAGACAAUGCUGAUCCUACCAACAUCACUGUGCCCCUACCGGAAACAAGAGGCAAAGUGUACGAAAUGAGCCAUGAGGUCAACGACCUCCCAGCUGGCCAGUACGAGGUGAUCGUCAAAGUGAAGAACAAUAAAGAAUGGAGCAGAAACACGAAUCCAGUUGUCCUCAAUAUCGCUGAGCAGUCCAUGCUUAUUCAGCGUAGUUCAGUAUUCCGAGGUGCGGCCAGCUCAGUUGCGCAGUCUACGACAUUAUUAUCGACGACUCUUAUGUAUCUACUUAUCCGGAUGCUGUAAAUUGUUUAGCAUUACUUAUUUAUUGUUAGUAGGUAUAUAUUAUAAUCCAAGCUAUAUGUGCUUCUGGGUGUUUGUUAAGCAGUCUCAGUUGGUUGCAUAGCCUGUUGUAAAUAUGAGAUGUGUUGCAUUACUAUUUUUUAAUUAUAUUGCUAUUAAAUUUGACGAACUCCGUCAGUGAUGAAUGUUGAUAAGGUUCCAUAUUCGAUUCUCGAUCGAGAUAUAAGCAAUUAAAUUAGCUCAAAUCGGUAUGUUCUGGACUUUGUCCGUUUGUUCGUUGUCGAAAAACCAGCCUCACUGAAUAAUUGGAAAAUAAAUCCUAACAAUGGAUAUGUCUUCACUUCGAGAGAUACAUAUAUAUUAGCAAUAUAGUUUAUAAUGAUAUCAAAGAAUAAACAAUACGCCUUUUAAGUAUACCUAUAAAUAGAAAAGACUCAUGGGAAUUUAGGAAGUUGAAUCUCAUAAACUGUAAACGAACUAGAAUAGACAAUUCUAAUUAGACACACAUUCCCAUCACGGAACUUACAAGAAAUAAAAUAAAAUAGCAUAUAGUUUCAAUUAUUAUUAUUAUUUAUUUUAGAAAUAUUAUUAAUCAAUUAAAAUAUGAAAAUAAUAUUCUGAAAAAUAUUAUGUGAUUGAAAAAAUUAUCAAGCGGACGGAAUCUGUAAUCUAUUUAUUCUUUUAGUUUUAUUUUGAUAUUAAAAAAAUAAAAUAUUUAAGAAUAUGUAUAUAUAUAUAUAUAUAAAUAUUAAAGAAUUUGAUGUGACUUAAUAAAAUGUUUAAUAAUAUGAACUUCUAAUUCCUAAUACUCGUACUACUGCAAACACACAGAAAAUAAAAAGCAACUGAGAGAUCGUGAGUGCAGUUUAAAAUCAUAAAACACUUAAUCUUGAGACUGACUUGACAAAAUAAGUUAUACACAAUAAAAUAGGUAUAAAUUAUUUCUUACCCCUUUAACUCACAUACAUAAUUAAAUGUUUUAUUUAAAGACAAUGAAGGAUUCUGAACCUAAUGUUUCAGUGACUAAACUAUAUUGCUAAAAUACGACUUUCAUUUCUCAAAAACACUUGUAAUAUAUCAGAAUAACAAUAUCAUGAAUCGCCGUAAUUCCUCAACGACGUCUCAUAUUUAUUUCAGGUGAUUGCACAUGCUAUUACAGAUCUUGUUCUAUGCUCGCUAUUAAGACGAAUGUUGCAGAUAGCGAGUCCCAUAUUGUCUGUCCUGAGUAAAACAACUUCCAUAACCAUAUUUACACAAUAUUACGUGUAAAAACUGUGUAUUUGACAGUUUAUUUGUUCCAAAAAGAACUGUUUUAUGUGUCAAACAACACAUUUUCAAAUUUCGAACAUGCCUUCUCCAAAUCUAAAAGGAAAUUCCAAAUUUAAAUUAUGUUAAAAGCUAAAUGUUUAUACUUUGUAGCUAUUGUAUAAUGCCACCAACAAAAUUUGUACUUUGAAAGAAACUUCAUUAAGUUUGCAUUUUUUAAUUGUGCUAAUUUUAUUGUUAUUGUACAUAUUAUUACAACAUUGGCAACUUCUAAAUUUUGAUAUCAUAAUUAAUAUGUUCGAAAAAGUUUUAUUUUUCUUUUAAUAUUUUUUUUAAUUUCACCCAUUUUUUAUAAUAUACUAUAUUAUCUGUCACAAAGUACAAAUAAAAUCAAUAAAUAUCCCAGUUGUUUUGUUUUAUGCAUUUUUUUAUAUUUUCCAUCUAACAUUGUUGUACAGUAUAAUAUUUAAGUAAAGUACAUAAUUAUUUAAGUAAGUAACUGUAUUUAGAAAAAGACGUUGCAAAAUACGAAGCCACGGAACUUAAUUGUGAAACUUAAAUGUAUUCUAUUCCAGUUAGAAGUUUUAUACGGACAUUUUUUAUAAUAUAUUAAUUUGAUAAAUUGAUUUUACAAAUUUGUAAUUACAAAUAAUUGCAAAUGUGUUACCUUCAUCAUUUUCUAGUGUUUUAAGCGAUUAUUUGGUCAUAAAAAGGUAAAUAAAAUAAUAUUAAAAAAGAGCUUAAUUUUCUUUACUUAAUGUAUCUUUUUAUAAAGAAAUAUUCCUAAACAAACCGUAAGUAUCUUAACUCGUUCCUGUUUCAGGUUUUAAAUAAUCAAUUAAAAUUAUGUAAAUAUUAUUUUAUUAUUAGUAAUAUUUUUUUAUUUACACAGUGAAAUUAGAUAUAAUUAAUUAAUCAACAGCACUAAGGUCUUUGAUGUUGAUACAUUUAUUAAGGUUUUCAAUAACAUUUCUUUAAUUUACUAGUUUAGAUAAUAAUAUUUAGGUAAAUAUUACCAAAGUUAUAUCACAGUAGUUUAGUAUUAUGUCCUGGCUUCGAUUAAUUGAGUAUUUUAAUGACAAAAUGCUAUUUAAUUAAUUAAACUGGCUAUUUGAUUAAGUAAAAUUCGAAACGCUUAGCUAGUGUCUAAUUGCAGGCUUUUCAUUUUUAAUUAAAAAUAAAAACUAAUUUAAUUCUUAUUGUGUCAACAUUAUAUGGAGAUAAUUUGGAAAUAUAAUGUGGCACUGGCCCAUUCCAUUUGUAUGAAUGUUGCAACUAGUAAGCUGUCAAAUGUAGUGUUCAUGUAACUUCACUAUACCAACCAAUUAAGCUAGAGAUAUAGAAUUAUAUAUCUUUUUUUGGGAAAUCACUGUAAUUCUCAGAGUUACAAUAAAAAGAGCAUACGAUUACUGCUCAUAGAUUAAUUCAUAACUAUAAACGAUAAGAAUUUAGAAAUUGUAUAUCUAGCACUGAAAUUUUAAAUAUUUAUAACAAAAAGUAUUUCUUUUUUUUAUAUUCAUAUUUAACUGCAUUUUUUAUAAAAAAGUCCUUGACUAUUUAUACAAAUUACGUGUAUUAGUGUCAAGCUUACUAUUGUGAGUUUAUUGACCAUCAUGUUUCACUAUAGUCAAGAGCAAAAUUUUCAAUUUUUUUUAACAAAUUCAUCCUAAGGACAUAACAUACGUCGAGAGAAUUGCAGUUAUUUCCCUUAAAACUUAUAAUACGUGUUUUAUAAGUGCAUCGGCCAUAAUAUGCAUAGUUAAACGAGUUACAGAAUAAGUAAAUUACCAUAAUUGUAGUUAUGUAUUAUAAUGAUGUGCCUCACGAUACAGAUCCAAGACGGUGCUUGUUAUAAUUACAAUGUAAUUUUCCAUGUAAUUUUAAUAAUACCAAUAAACUACUAUAUAUAUACGCAAUGGACAAAACAUUAUUGCCUAAACACUUCCCUCCAACUUGUCCGCGAUUCAGUAAUACUUUAACUAUAUUUUUAUACAAACAAAAGGAGGGAAGUUAAAUUUUAAAUAGAAACGAUAUAUUAAAAUGCUUCUAUAUUGCGCUAUGUAUUUUGUAGGCUGUCAUAUUAUCAACUAGUCUUAUUACAAUAGCUUCACUAAACGUCUACUUAAUCAUAUGAAUCGUUAUAAGUUUUUAGUAAUCUAAUUGACUAUGUAUUUACUUACAUUUAGAAUUAUUAAUAGCUUUAUUUGAAGUAUCGGUGACAGUUAAAAUUGUUCAAUAACAGCAUAUUAAUGACCUGAUAAAUUGAAGACCAUAUGUAAUUAUAUGUCAUGUAUAUUAUAUUAAAUUUAUUGUUGUAUCCACUAAAGAAUAGCAUACUGAGCAUAACAUAAAAAGUCUUGAUGAGCAUGCAUUCUAAAAUAUUCACAUGUAAUAUUACAACUCAAAUGGUUUCACUAUUGUGAAUACAUUGAAAUACAAGAUUGUAGUAGGAAUAUGGUCAUGUAGUGUAACAUUAUUUGUUAUAUUACAUGAACAUGUUGUCUUACUAUACAUGCUUACAAUUACAUAAAUGUUAUGUUACACGUCUUUACGUGUAAUAUAACAUAUUUCGUAAACAUUCACUUUAAGAGUAUUCAUAUGUAACGUAACAACUCAGAAACAGGCAUUACAAUAGUUAAUACAUGAACAUGUAAUAUUACAUAGGAAAUAUGGUCAUGUAAUGUUACAUGUAUGGCAAUAUGUACUCGAAGUUGACUGAUUACUGUUUAUCAACUUCCAAUAAAUUAUAAUGACUUUUACAAAUGAUUAGUAAGUAUUACAAUAUAUUUUAUAUAUAUAUUCAUAUAUAAAUAUUCUGGUAAAUUAAUGAUUUAUUAAAUAAAAUACUUAAAUAGAUAAUUUCAAAGGUUUUCAAAGUAUAAUAUUCAAAAAAAUAUUUAUAAAAAUCUCAUUUACAAUUAAGCUAAACUGUAUAAAUAUCGGAACCUAUCAAUUUCUCAAUAUUCUAUUGGAUAUUUUUCAAUAUCCAAUAGUUUUACAAACAUCCUUACAGACUGCUCCCGUAAAUGUGGUCGAUAAGAAAAUAGACAAAUUAAUAGAUUUAAAAAAAAAAUGUUUUAAAGAAGCUGUUUUUUAUCUAUAUAUAAUUAAUAGACUAUUUCCUUAUAAACGGUUGUCUGUAUCAUUUUUUGAUGGUCGGACAAUUAACUAAUUAAUACUUAUUAUUGUAAACAUGUGGUGUAAUUGUAACUGCCAGUACGUUGCAUUGUAACUUUUUGACAACAACACAUGUUUGUGUAUUCUAAACUUUUUAUUGUAAUUUAUUUUAUUUUUCGGAUUGUCAACAUUAUUAUAUAUUAGAACUAGAUCGUAUACAUUCAGAUAAUGUCUGUCUUUAAACACUUCGGCUAAUCAAAGUCCAAAUUUUUAUUCAUGAUUUAGUGAUUUUUUAUUAAACUUACCCAAUUUGUCAGCACAUCGUAUGUGCAUGAAUAUCACAUGUAUUACAAUAUUACAAUUAUUACUACUUUGUAACAUUUGUGUUUUUUUUUUUCAGUUUUGUUUUACUAUAAAGAGUUGAGGAGUUUUUAAAUACUGGACCUUCCAUCUAGAUGCAUAGGUUUUAGACGAGAACAUUUGCGGUUGUCAAUUGUCAAUGCAACGUUACAGCCACAUAUUGUAUGAUGACGAAUAAAGAUACACGGUGCCUUCUAUGCUACGAAUGUCUAUGUAACAGAAGGCGAUAGUUUUGUCGUCUAUUAAAUAAAAAUUAAUGUUUACUUGUAAAUAUUA